AUGUCGGAUAAACGAAGGCAAGUAGCCAUUGUGAAAGCAAAGCAACAAGUUGCUCAGAAAAAAAGACGACGAAGAACUGAGGAUAGUGUAAAUUACCCAUCUUCAUCGUACUCUUCCCACUCACGGCAACUUACGAGCGAUAACUUUGAAUCGCCUUCCGAUCGAUCUUCGCCUAACGAGGAGGAAGAAGGCGAAGGGGAGCAAGACCCCACUCAAAAACAUUUAACUGAAGAUGAAGAAGAUGUGGUGGAUUAUUGUAAAGGUGGCUAUCAUCCUAUUAAGAUUGGAGAUCAAUUUCAAAAUGGAAGAUAUAUAGUUGUGCGAAAAUUGGGUUGGGGUCAUUUCUCUACGGUAUGGCUUGCCAAAGAUAUAACUAUCGAUCGUCACGUUGCGUUAAAAGUUGUAAAAUCAGCACAACAUUAUACAGAAACAGCAUUGGAUGAAAUUAAAUUACUUAAAAAAAUUGUAAAUACUAAUCCUGAGGCUCCUGGUCGUCGUCAUGUGGUCGAACUUUUGGAAGAUUUUCGAAUUGAAGGACCAAACGGUCAACAUGUUUGCAUGGUGUUUGAAGUUCUCGGCGAAAAUCUAUUAAGCUUAAUUAAGCGUUACAAUCAUCGCGGAAUUCCGGCACCAUUAGUCAAACAGAUUACUAAACAAGUGCUUAUGGGCCUGGAUUAUAUGCAUCGAGAAUGUGGUGUAAUUCAUACAGAUUUAAAGCCGGAAAAUGUGUUGGUUUGCAUUGAAGAUGUUGAGGAAGUGAUUAGACAUGAACUUUCGACUGCAAAUCCACCAAAAACAACAACUCAUAAGAAAUCAUCAAGUGAUGUUAUUACGCGUAUAACCAACAGUCAACCUUUAUCAUCACCUACGUCUGCUUCUCCAAGAUCAUCAAAAUCUUCCUCCAUAUCUCUUUCACACCCUUCGCUUCCACCAACUUCUACAUCAACUAAAGGAAUGUCAAAAAGUCAGAAAAAGAAAUUAAAAAAGAAGAGAAAAGCUGAAAAGGAGCAAAAUUUAUUAAAUGGCGCUACAAAAAAUGCUGCAGUUGAUAAUUCUCAUUCCCAUGGAAACAAUGUCGUACAUAAUUUGGAACGUAAUCUUAACGAUAUUUCCCUCGUGGAUAAAUCAAAAAUCAUCAAUCCAAACCCGUCAUCAUUGCAUUCACGAAGAGUUUCAUCCGCGUCGAGACACACUGCCGAGACUCCACGGAUUACUGUGAAAAUUGCUGAUUUGGGUAACGCUUGUUGGGUGGAUCAUCAUUUUACAAAUGAUAUUCAAACAAGACAAUACAGAAGUCCCGAAGUUAUUCUGGGCAGUCGUUGGGGUACAAGUGCUGAUAUCUGGAGUAUGGCUUGUAUGGUAUUUGAAUUAUUCACUGGAGACUACUUAUUUGAUCCACAAGCCGGUAGUCGAUACAACAAAGACGAUGAUCACAUCGCACAAAUAGUCGAACUACUGGGUCUAUUUCCAAAACAUUUGGCUUUGGGUGGCAAAUAUUCUAAUGAAAUAUUUAAUCGAAAAGGUGAGCUUCGUCAUAUUCACAAGCUUCGCUACUGGAAACUCCCGGAGGUUCUCUGUGAAAAAUAUCUUCUUCCUCGAAAUGAGGCCGAACUUUUCGCCAGUUUCUUAAUUCCAAUGUUAGAUUUGAAUCCUGAAAAACGUGCCUCAGCGAAACAGUCAUUAACUCAGCCUUGGCUCGAGGAAGGUUGCUAUGAGUCAUCCGGCAAAACUAUGACGGCGACGACAUCACCAUCAUCAUCAGCUUCACAUGUAGUUGUACCGUCAUCGUCUCGAGCUUCUGCUCCUAAUCCAACCAAUGGAACAAGGAAUAAAAGCAGCACAGUAAAAAGUAAUAAGAGUUUAAGUACGAAGAGUAAAUAA
This is a messenger RNA of Ambispora gerdemannii, 1881 nucleotides long. NCBI's taxonomy places the organism in Eukaryota, Fungi, Glomeromycota, Glomeromycetes, Archaeosporales, Ambisporaceae. The record is from the annotation of a GenBank genome assembly.